AAUUGUUAGUAUAUCCAAGUAUUAACAGACGUAGUUGUCACGACGGUCAGCGUGUUGAAUCUCUUUACGUCUUGGCUUCUCACAGUUGUUCGUUUGUCACGAGCACGAAACGAGGAUGAUGAUGGUUGAGUGCGGUCAAAUUUACGCUCUACCUCGUGCAAUAGAAACAACAAUGUGUCUUCAUUCUGACACCAAAACGCGUUGCAUCGCAUAACUAACAAGCAAACGAAGGGAAGAAUUUAACACCAUACGCGGUCACCUUGAACUGCGUGAGUUACUGUGACAAAGAGUCCAUGCGUUUGUGUUAUUAUCAGUCAUGGCUUCAGUAAAGGUGGCCGUAAGAGUCAGGCCCUUUAAUAAAAGGGAGCUGGCCAUGAACGCGAAACUGAUCGUUCAAAUGGAUGGCAAAAGGACACGGAUAUUCAGUAGCAAGAGUCCUGGAAGCUGCAGUGAUAAAGAGAAAUACAAAGAUUUCACAUUUGAUCAUUCCUACUGGUCUUUUGAACCUUCUGAUGAAAAUUAUGCUUCUCAGGAAGAGGUCUUCUCCGAUCUCGGAACAGACGUCAUAGAAAGUGCCUUUGCAGGUUACAACGCCUGCGUCUUCGCCUACGGUCAAACAGGUUCUGGUAAAACCUUCACGAUGAUGGGCUCACCGGAGUCUCAAGGCCUUAUUCCAAGAAUCUGCAAGACUUUAUUUGCAAGAAUGGCGGCUGGAAAAGAGACCGGGGCAUCAUAUAGAACUGAGGUUUCCUUUCUAGAGAUCCACAAUGAACGAGUUAGGGAUUUAUUGAGGCCGGAUCAAACGCAAUCACAUUCUCUUAAAGUUAGAGAACAUCCUAAAAGAGGUCCUUACGUUCAAGACUUAUCAAAUCACCUUGUUUACGAUUAUUCAGAUAUACAGGAAUGUAUGGUUAGAGGAAACACGCACAGGACGACUGCUAGCACAAAUAUGAAUGAUGUGAGCAGCAGAAGUCACGCAAUAUUUACAAUAACAUUUGUCCAAGCAGGAUUUUCGGAGGGUAAUAUGCCUUCAGAAACUGUUUCCAAGGUUCAUCUUGUCGAUUUAGCUGGCAGUGAACGCGCAAAUGCAACGGGAGCAACUGGUCAAAGAUUAAAGGAAGGUGCACACAUCAAUAAAUCUCUUGUAACUCUAGGAUCUGUGAUAUCAGCAUUAGCAGACAUCAGUUCUUCUACGGACUCCAAUUGUUCAAGAAGAAGUGUUUUUAUUCCAUAUCGUGACAGUGUACUGACUUGGUUACUGAAAGACUCUUUAGGUGGUAAUUCUAAAACGAUAAUGAUAGCUGCAAUAAGUCCUGCUGAUUGUAACUAUGGAGAAACAUUGAGCACGCUUAGAUAUGCUAAUAGAGCCAAGAAUAUCAUAAAUAAACCUACUAUCAACGAAGAUCCAAAUGUCAAGCUUAUUAGAGAAUUAAGAGAAGAAAUUCUCAAGUUGAAGUCAAUGAUUGGCAAAGAUAUGAGCAUUGAAAGGCCCCCACAACAAAAAGAGCUUUUAGCUCAGAUUCAUGAAAAACAGGAACAAGAAAAAGUUCUUACAGAAGAAUGGACGGAAAAGUGGCGAGAAACACAAAAAAUACUUCAAGAACAACGAGCAUUAGGAUUAAGAAAAAGUGGAGUUGGUGUAGUUUUAGAUUCAGAGAUGCCACACCUUGUAGGCAUAGAUGAUAAUCUAUUAAGUACUGGAGUAAUUCUUUAUCAUUUAAAAGAGGGGAAAACAUUUGUGGGGACUGAGGAAGCGAAAACAAUUCAGGACAUUGUUCUGACGGGUGCAGACGUUGAACCUGAACAUUGUACAAUAGAACUAAAUAGCGGAGUUGCUACCCUUCAUCCUCUAUCAUCAUACUGUUGGAUCAACAUGGUUCAAAUAGAUAAACCAACGAGACUGUCGCAGGGUUGUAUUAUUUUACUUGGUAGAAAUAAUAUGUUCAGGUAUAAUGAUCCAGCAGAAGCCGCUAAACUGAGGAAAGAAGGCGGAACAGGCAAUGGAAAUCUUCAAUCAGCUGUAGUCAAUUUAUCUCGAUUGUCUUUACUCAGUUGGAGUGUCUCUGAUCUUCAUGCUUCAUCUUCAAGUGAUAAUUUACUGAAUUCUAGUGAAGAUAUUCGAGCUUUAGGAGAACUGGAACAACAAAAAGCAGCUUUAAUUAAAGAGAAAGAAGACUUUAAGAAAGAACAAGAAGAACGUGAAGAAAGAUGGGCUGCAAGACGUGAAGCUUUGGAAGGUGCACAAAGAGAACUGGAAAGAGAAUGGGGAGCACAAUGGAAAGAGUGGGCUGAUGCUAUAGCUGCUUUGGAAACACGACAACGUGAACUACGUUCUAGACGACGUAUAUUGGAACAAGAACGUCGCGACGAGAUGACACAAGUAGAAAAUUUGUAUAGGGAAGUGGCCUCUCUACGAACCACUCUACAGACCAAACACCAUCAGUAUGAAGAAUUCAUAAACAAUCACGAUCAUUUGCAGAAACGCCAACACAAUUGUACUAAGACUGAUGAUACAGUGAGUGAUUGCAGUUUGCCUGAGUCAUGGUCCAGUUUAAAUGAUCAGAAGUCAUUGGAAGCAGUUAAAGAGUUUGUUAAUCAUCACAAAAAAGAAUUGGCUGCUUUAGAGUCAGAAUUACAAAAUAAAGUAAAAUCGUUAAAUGAACAUCAAUCAAGAGUAGAUAAAAUGGAAGUGGAACUGCUAGAGAUGGCAGAUAAGCAAAAGCAAAUGUUAAAUUUUGAGUUUGAAGGUCAAAGAUUACAACUUGCGAAAAGAAGCCAAGAACAACUUCAAGAUAUUCUAAAACGUAAACAGAGCUUGACAUUAAAUUUAAAACGAGCGCUCCCAGCAUCUCCAGGGCGAUCGAGUAGUAGUAGUGAUAUAUUUUCAAGUCGUGAUUUAAAGUCCACUCAAGAUCCCUGCAAUAGGAAAUUGAGAAUAGCUUCGGCUCUUAGUUUAUUACCUUCAGAUUUACCAAGUUCUGGUGAUACCACAGAGACUUUUCAUACAGCAGCUGCAAAUUCCCCAGAGUUGCGAUCGUUUUUCCCUGAAGUAAAUACUACUGAAGAGAAUCCUGAUGUUAUAUUGAAUGAAACAAUUGAAAAGAAUGGUAAGAUAGAGACAGAAGUGGGUAAUGAACAUGAAACUCAAAUCCCUAGUGAAAAGACUGAAGUUGAAACUAAUUCUAAAAACAUUAAUUCAAACUCAGAAAUUAACAGUAAUGUGACUUCAUCAAUUGAAGAGAAAAAAGAAAAUUCAAGUGAUAAAGCUGUUGGAAAAUGUAGUUGUUCAAGUUUAGAAGAAGAAAAAGAUGUAUUUAUUACUGAUAAACAAAUAGAAUCUCAAACAGCCAAUGACAAAGAAUAUCGAAUGCAAGAAAAUCAAGAGAUGAAAAGACUGAACCAAAAAAUAGCUGAACAGAAAAUGUUAGUGAUGAAAUGUUUAGAUGCUAAUACUCCAUCUAGAGAUGACCUAAAUCGACAAAUUAUAGUUCUCCAAGAUCUUCAAAAGCAACAGAUUGAAUUGGAGAUUUGGUUGAUGAGAAGAGAUCAGCAUUAUAAAUUGAAAAAAGGUGCUUCCAAGAUAGCAAUGAUGGAUCCACCGGUUGAUUCUGUUGAAACUGGAUCGGAAGAUGAUAGUAAUUGGAACUCUAAUGGAUCUUCUUUCAGCAAACCAACACCUCUUUUAUCAGUACACAGUAGAUUACAAGAAUCUGAUAGAAAUGCAUUGAGCGAUCAAACAGAUGAACAGUCUACCAGUCAUUCAGUCACUCCAAAGCUACUACCAACUCGAGGUUACUCUUCUGUAUAUCUUACUAGUUUAAAUCGUGGGGAUCGUCUAGGAAGUCCUUAUUCUUUAUCUAUUACACGGUCCUUACCUUCUUUAAUCGCUAGUGAUAGUAGGCCAGACAGUGUAAUUAAUAUGAUAGUUAGCAUACCUUCAUAUGUUAUUCGAGGAGCAGGCAAGUCUAGCCAUUAUGAAUAUGAAGUCCGGAUCGUAGCUCAAGAUGAUAGCUGGACUUUACUACGUCGUUACAGGAGAUUCCAUGAACUUUAUAGUUCCAUGCGGCAAAAAUAUAAUGGCAAGGUCUCUGCAAUUCGUUUUCCUCCUAAAAAAGUUUUUGCAAAAUCCGAAGUUGUAGCACGAGAACGAAGAAAACGACUAGAAGAGUAUUUACGAAGGCUGAUAGAGGUUUGCUCGGAAAUACCAAGUUGUGAGUCACUUUAUAAAUUUCGGAGCAAUUUAAAUAACAUUGAUAAACAAUCUCUUGUAGAAUUUAGCGUUUUCUUUCGACGAGGGACAUUUGAAAGCAGUAAAUAUGGAACUAGCUAAAAAAAAUUAUUAGCUAAGAGCUAAGUUGUAAGCUCUCUAUUAAUAAUUUUGUUUAUUUUAAUUAAUGACAGUUUUCCAUAAAUAUUUUAUCAUUAUCUUGUUAUUUAUUGUUAUACUAUGAGUUAAUAGCUAUGUUGUUAAAAGAUAUUUUACUUUUACAAAAAACUCACGAGAAAUCUCAAAAAGCUAUUUUUCGAUUACUCAAGUAUUAACGAAAUAUCUUUCAAUUAAAUGAAAAGUACAUUUAAUUGAUGGGCACAAUUUUUUAAUUUUAAAAAAAAGCAAGGUCUCAAAUACAAUAUUGUAUAUCAAUCCUGCAUAAUCGCUUUAAAAAGUAUCAGUAUUUACACAAGUUAUAAGCGACAAAAUCACAUUAAAUAGUUGCAUAGAUGAUUAGUUGAAUUAAUAAUGUUAAAAAUAAAAGGAGAAUAAUCUCUAUUGACCUGAUAUACAUAUAUUCGGAAAGAAAUGACUAAGAUAAUGCGAUAUUUUUGGGUCAUUAGAUAUUAGCUUUUUACACUAUGACUGAAAUAUAUUAGAAUAAAUGACCUUCAUAUAUCUGACCAUAUGAUAUUCAUAAAAGAAUCUAUAAAAAAAUACACUAAAACCCUCUAUAUUCAAUUAAAUUGAAGAUAAUUUUUCAACCUUUAGAACAAAAUCAUACCAUUGUUAUGUAAAAUAUUUCGGAAACAAAUAUAUUUAAUUAAAAUAUUACUUAAAGCCUUAAUAAUGUUGCGAUGGACACGAAAUGUAGAAAAUAAAUAGCAGUAUAAUAAUUAUAAAAGAUAAAAGAAUGACCAAUUAAAUGAUACUGUAUCUCAAAUAAUAACAAUGAUGAGAAAAGGUUUAAUUUUGGGUGAAUUUUGAGGAUAUUUUUGAUCAGUCGUUUGAUCUUGCCUAAAUCGUCGUCUUCUUAUUAAUACUAGCAAAUGUUUGUAGUAAAAUCAUUAGAAAUGUGAAUUUAAAGUACCAAGUAUGCUAUUGUAAUUAUUCCCAUGGCUGUGCAAACGGACUCGAUAGAUCCCCUAAGUGUCUAACAGUCCAAGCGUUUUAUAACGGCGCUAACAAUGUUGUUAAAUGUCUAUUUUUAAACAUAAUGCAUUUAUCAACAUAAAUUUUACCUCAUAUUUCAAACCAGAUCGAAAAUGUGCUCACUUAGUUGCUUUUUUAUAUUUAACCUAAAAUUCUGUAAAUAAAAAUAGUAAUUUAACAAAUUACUUAUAUUAAUGGUGUAAACUAUAUCUUCAAAUUGAUUAGUGGAUAUAUAAUAAUUAAUC
Chelonus insularis is the source of this 5607-nucleotide messenger RNA. RefSeq names its product kinesin-like protein 98A (gene Klp98A). Lineage: Eukaryota; Metazoa; Arthropoda; Insecta; Hymenoptera; Braconidae. Gene Ontology annotation, molecular function: phosphatidylinositol binding; ATP binding; microtubule binding. Gene Ontology annotation, biological process: microtubule-based movement. The coding region runs from base 317 to 4330 and encodes 1337 amino acids. The record is from RefSeq and is a predicted model, not a curated record. The transcript is spliced from 15 exons.